This is a messenger RNA of Saxophila tyrrhenica, 1188 nucleotides long. RefSeq lists its product as uncharacterized. Bases 1 to 1188 code for a protein of 395 amino acids. Gene Ontology annotation, molecular function: transmembrane transporter activity. The transcript has 2 exons. Gene Ontology annotation, biological process: transmembrane transport. The record is from RefSeq and is a predicted model, not a curated record. Gene Ontology annotation, cellular component: membrane. NCBI's taxonomy places the organism in Eukaryota, Fungi, Ascomycota, Dothideomycetes, Mycosphaerellales, Extremaceae.
AUGGCCGCUCCAGCAUUCGCCCUGGGACUCGAUGUCUUCUCGUCAGCACCAAUUAAAGAGCCGCCGUCGGCCAAAGUCUCUCAGAAGUCGCCUUCGAUACGAGAGCUGGACGCCAUUGAGCUGCCAGACUACGGACUCACCAACAAGGGCGACAAAAAUGCUGCCGCUCACGAUGGCACCACUCCACCAACGCCCAAAACGCCGAACGAUCUCGAGCGGAGUCAACCACCAACACCGCGACAAAGUGAAGCCGCAGGCAUCAUGCCGACGUUCUGGUACCCGGGGAUGAACAAAUGGCGAGUCCUGUCCGCGUGUGGGGAGUAUUUCGCCAAUGGUUUGAACGACUCGGCCCCAGGUGCCCUCAUUCCGUACAUCGAGACGUGGUAUGACAUUGGCGUAGGAUUUAUACUUGCGGCAUUCAUGUCCGACUUCAUCAGUGCGAAGCUCGGUCGUGCCAAAGGCCUCAUGCUAUCCGAGCUGGUAGUGAUUUCUGCCUACGUCGUUAUCGCCUGUCCGAUUCCGUUUCCAGUGGUCGUGGUGGCGUAUUGUGCUAUCGGCUUCGGCGAAGCGCUGGAGAUUGCUUUGAAUAAUGUCUUUCUUGCGAAUCUAGCUAAUGCGACGGUGGUCUUCGGGGCUGCACAAGGUUUCUAUGGCAUAGGCGGCAUGCUGGGUCCGAUCAUGGCGACGGCACUGGUCUCGAAUGGCGUUCAUUGGGCCAGGUUCUAUGCGAUCGCCAUCAUAUUUCGGCUGAUCAACCUUUUUGCCGUGGGCUGGUCUUUCUGGAACUAUGAGAAGGAAGGCAUGGCGCAGUUCAGUGGGAGUUUGGAGCAGAUCGCUAGCCAGCAGAGUACGGCUGAGUAUGGUGAUUCGAGCAAGCGAAGGAUGUUCGCUCAAGCGCUGAAGAAGAAAACAACGAUAAUUGGCGCUCUCUUCAUCUUUGCGUACCAGGGCGCCGAGGUGGCAGAGGCUGGUUGGGUCAUCACAUACCUCAUCGAGUACGUUGUGGCCCGAUCUGCGAGCCUGGGUGCGUUCACGUUGACAACGCAACAGAUAUCGGAAUGGAGAUCCGAGCAAAGUGGGUUACGUUACCUCUGGCUUCUGGGUAUGUUUGUGAAACAUGAGAUGGAAGGCUCAUACUUACCGUUGCGGUGCUCCAGGCUGGGCUCACCAUCGGAAGAUUCGUUCUGA